Messenger RNA from Uloborus diversus, 701 nucleotides. RefSeq names its product serine/threonine-protein kinase 16-like. NCBI's taxonomy places the organism in Eukaryota, Metazoa, Arthropoda, Arachnida, Araneae, Uloboridae. The coding region runs from base 63 to 701 and encodes 212 amino acids. Gene Ontology annotation, molecular function: ATP binding; protein serine/threonine kinase activity. Gene Ontology annotation, cellular component: cytoplasm; Golgi apparatus. The record is from RefSeq and is a predicted model, not a curated record. The transcript is spliced from 6 exons. Gene Ontology annotation, biological process: protein phosphorylation.
GUAGAAUUGACAUAUCCUUUAAUUGCACUUAGCACUAUUUGAGAAAACUGUUUUUUCCUAAUAUGAAGCUUUAUCGAGCAUACUUUCUGAUGGGUUGUGCAUGUGGUAAAGAAGUUAUUAAUGUGAAUGGUAAUUCAUAUACAAUAAAAACGAGAAUAGGAACUGGGGGUUUUAGCAUAGUGGAUUUAGUUCAAGAUCAAAAAUCACAUCGUUUCUAUGCUCUGAAGAGAAUACCUUGCCACAGCAAAGAAGAUGAGCGAAAUGCGAUGAAGGAAGCUGAGUACCACAAUAUGUUCAACCAUCCAAAUAUUAUUGAAUGCAUUGAUGUUGCAUUAGCUGAAAGGUAUGAUGGACUCAACCCCAACAAAAGUGAAGUUAGACUUCUUCUGCCAUAUUAUAGAAAGGGAACAUUGCAAGAUGAGCUUACAGUACGGGCAAAGAACAAAAGUUACAUAUCAGAAGAAAGGGUUUUAAGAAUUUUCAGGCUGAUGUGUGAAGGCAUCAAAGUAAUGCACAAUGCUCAACCGCAUCCUCUAGCUCACAGAGACAUUAAGCCGGCUAAUGUUCUGAUGAGUACUGAUGACUCUCCAGUGUGGAUGGAUUUUGGUUCAAUGGGCAAAGCACGGCAAGAAAUUCGGAAAGCUACGGAGGCCAGAAUUCUGCAGCAAGGAGCGAACCUGGAACCCUCCAGCAUCAGGUAA